CAUGGGAAACCUGGUGUUGGAGGGUGUCCUGCAGAAUCUUCUUUGGGUUGCAUUCGCAUUUUGUCCAAUACGAAGUCAUAUUAUUUCUAUACAUGAAACAAUUGAGGCACGGCCGGUGUCGAUAAAAUUAGAGAUAUGAGUUGAGGAAUAACAUUAAGUGAUGUUAAGUCCCAACGUGUGGGCCCACCAGAUUUCGCGCGAAAUACAAACUAGUCGCUUGCUGUUUUUCCACAGCUCGCUAUUACCAUCACGAUGCUAUUAUCUACAUCUUAUUUCUUGUUCUAUUUCUUUUUAUUCGAUAUAUCAACAUGUGCGCCAUUUCUCAAACCAAGCAACGAGACAACCACUGGCUGGGUGUCAGAUCCCAAUGGACGAGGAACAUUUUCCCUCGUCGUUUCUUGUCUAUUGACAUUAUCACUUUGUGUUUGGUCGGCAAUGCAUCUUAAUAUUCCAAGACCUUAUCACCCUACGAUUCAGGAGUUUAUAAGAGGAAUCAAAUGGGGUGUUGUAGGUAUUUUUGCUCCGGAGUUGGUGGUAUUUGCGGCUUGGAGACAGUAUAAUUCUGCGACUGCUUUGAAAGCGUUGGUUCAGGAUAGAAUUGCUGAGGCUGUGACACCAUCUCCGAGUGAACAGUCUCGUACACAAUCCUCAGAGCUUGAUGACAAAUCGACCAGAGUUGAAGUACAUGAUAUCAUUUCACCAUGGACCAUUGUUCAUGGCUUUUACGCCGGCAUGGGUGGAUUUGUUUUCGAUUUCGAAAAUUCCGAGGACAAUACGCCGACAUUCAUCCCCAACUAUCAACGUCUGACGCUUACCGCGCGUGGUGUCAAUUUACUCGCGGAAUGCGGUCACCUUCCAGACAUAACCAAACGCGAGAUAUUGGAUAAAAGCAAAGCAGAUACCAUGGCAAAACUCCUCGUUAUCCUCCAAGCUGGAUGGAUGUUAGUACAAGUUAUUGGACGACUUGUUACUGGGCUCCCAGUCACCCUUUUGGAGGUAAACACACUGGGCCACGUUCUCUGUGCAUUCAUCAUUUAUUUACUGUGGUGGCAUAAACCACGUUCUAUAAUGGUACCCACGAAACUCGAGGGAGAUUGGGUAAAGCCUUUGUGUGCGUAUAUGUAUAUGAGCAGUCAAAUCAGUGGACAUGAUAGCAAACAUCCCGGUAUUCUCAAGAGAUCGUGGAAGGAUUCCGAACUUUCGAGAUUUGCAUAUGUGCCUCCGGUGGCGUCUGAUGGAAUUCAGGAGGGGCUUGAAAUCCAGAGAACGCCGUCCAGUCUCACCCCGGAGAAAUCCCAUAAUUUCGACAUCAAUGCAGCAACUACCGAAUUGUAUGAGUCGGCCCAAAGAUCUACAUUCGGAUUCUUUGUCCCAUCAAGAUCAGACCUAAACGCCAACGGUUCUUCCAAACGAGAUCCCGAUCAAACAGAAAAUACUAAAUACCUACUUAAUGCUAGUCUUGAGCAACUUACCCGUUGGCAACUAGCAGCAAAAGCAAUCCAUACCCACCCUGCGCUCCGCUCCCGUUUUACUAUCAACACCAUUCCAGCUUCUCCUGGCCAGCCCGCCCACCAUAUUCACGAGCCUCUAAUCGAACAACUCGUUUCUCUCUCCGCGGGUAACUGGCCCGGUGAAGAUCUCCUCCGUAGCACUGGUGGUCUCGUCAUGGGCAUGACAUUAUGGCUAGCCAGCAUUGCGUUUGGAGCCGUGCAUGCAGCGGCCUGGUAUGAUUAUUUUCCCUCUCUCUUCGAACAAUGGAUGUGGAGAGCCAGCGCUGUAUAUAUCGCCCUUUCUGGACUAUUAUGGUUAUUUAUCAAUGGACUUGCUCGGGCUAUUAAGCCCAUCGACCAGUUCUGGGAUCGUUUUCUAGCUUUGAAAGAACAUUGGAGUAGCUAUUUGGUGAUUGGGUUUUUGUGUACAGUUUGUGGUAUAGCAUAUGUGGUUGCGAGAAUUUACUUGGUGGUCGAGGCAUUUAUUAGUAUUAGGAAGUUGCCGGUCGGCGCGUAUGGGACGCCGGAUUGGACAAUGGUUGUGCCGCAUUUGUAGUUUAUUUUCUAGGAGCCUUGUCUCGACUCAACCUAUUUCUUUUCCUUCCCCGACCUACUUCCCGACCCCGAAAAAAUCCACUCCAAAAAAUGUUCCAGAUCCGAGAUCUCAGCCCUACAGAACAUUCGGUCUCUAUUCCGGCCUCACUAUGACGGAAUUAAAAAUUCUGUUUUAUUGACCCAAUGUCUGACCAAGGACCGUCUUGUUGGCAAUACACGGCCCAAAAAAUACAGGUAGAAGAAUAAUAUAGUGUCAUAUAUAUAACCUACAAACCCGGCCGAAGUCAGCAUUCGAUAUAAUUAUUUCUUGUAUAUUAUUUUCUCCAUAUAUUGCAUACUAUACCGAGUGAGAAACCUUCAACAAGUUUAUCCAUUUCUAUCGAUUCUUCAUUAAUCCAUUAUUUUUUCUCUCUGUCAUCAAAAUCAACAUGCCAUCAAAAGCCAAUACCAAGAAAACACUCCAAGAUCCAUCUUCAAAAGCCCAUUCAAAUUCACAUACCCAAACAUCAACUCCUCAAAAGCAAUCUAAUACUUCCCACAGAAAUCCUCCUACACCUCCCGCUUCUAUUUACACCAUAGACUCCAAUUCCGACUCCGAGUAUUCGAACCAUACAUCUCCAUCUGAAUAUGCCUACUCUUCCUCCUCCUCAUCUCCCACUUCUCUCCACGCACCCGAAACCCCAUCUUUAGAAUCAUACCAAGAAACUCUUGAUGCGCAAAUAAUGGAAUACUUUCACUCCCACCCCGAUAAACCAUAUCUGCAGUCCCAAUCGAAAUACAACCGCACAGCCUCCUCACCCCAUCAAUCCCUAUCACCAUCAUCCUCUCUCUCCCCCUCCUCUCAUUCCCCCUCCUACGCCCCACCCCCCCUCUCCUCCCUCUCCCACCUCGACCACCACCUCUACAACAAACUCCUCCGUUCGCGACGGUACGCACACCUCGCGCUCUGCGCGCACGAAAACGAACUCGCGCGACAAAAACUCACCCAUCGAAUCUCACUCCUGAAUAUGGAACUCCGCGAAAAAGGAGAGGAGAUGAAGAGGCUUGUUGUGCAGGAAUUGAGUGAGGAGCAGGGGGUGCGGGAAGAAGCGAUGCCGAGUUGGAUGGGGGAGGUGU
Botrytis deweyae is the source of this 3161-nucleotide messenger RNA. RefSeq lists its product as uncharacterized. The record is from RefSeq and is a predicted model, not a curated record. Lineage: Eukaryota; Fungi; Ascomycota; Leotiomycetes; Helotiales; Sclerotiniaceae. The coding region runs from base 253 to 2046 and encodes 597 amino acids. The transcript has 2 exons.